GAAGUGUGCGCAGCGGCCAAACGGGAAGCUGAUGGCCCUUACUUUCAUGCGAAGGCACUAGAAAUUCUGCACAGGUUCCAUCUGAUGUGCUGGAGCAGUCCAGAGAUUUCGCCUCGCUGCGAGUUGGAUGCCAUUGCGAGAACCAGGUGCGAGAGGACUAAGGACGGCAGCAUGGAUCAAGUUGUAGAGGGUAGUGCUUCUUUUCGAUCCGGAAUGUCCUGUGCGCAGAAGGAAGACGCAGCAGGCAGUAGUUCUGAGAGUAGAAACAGUUCGGGUGUUGAGAAAACUCAGAGAUACCAUUUGGGAGGUGCACUGCGCUGUGUUCGCGAAGUCUUUCAACUGGCGUUGGAAACGGUGGACCCCGAACUUCACCCUCUACGCGUCGGAUGCGUGCUAUCGGGUGUACUUGAAACUGUCGCUGACGCCUGGAAGCGGGACACCGAGUCGAACUGUGAGAAUGACGACCUUGUUGUUGAGGAUCGUUACUCUGACGAUCAUGAUAGGAACGCCUCACAUCGUCCAAAGCGUCUUCCUGGAGAUAGCCAGGAUGAGCGCACGGCUCGCGCAGUCAGGAUUCUCUGGGAACAAGCGGGUAAAGAUUUGACCCGUGCCGCCUAUGGAUCAGCUUCUCCAAAGUAUCAGAUGCUACGGAAAGUACUCGAAGCGAAUUCAAGCACAGGUCGGAAACGCACUCAAAUAAAUCGCUGUACUGUACCAGCUGACAACGAUCAUGGUGAAUGCUCUACGUUCCCAACUAUCCUACAAAUAAUCGCGCAAAUUGAUUCUACUGUCUCUUCUUUAGAAGAGGCGUAACGUUAGACAGAUUGUUGAAUCGCUGAAUUGAACCUGUGCAUGUGAGUUUUCAAUAAGCUCGGUUCUCAG
Molecule: messenger RNA, 882 nt
Organism: Amoebophrya sp. A25
Lineage: Eukaryota; Dinophyceae; Syndiniales; Amoebophryaceae
Source: the annotation of a GenBank genome assembly